This is a messenger RNA of Emericellopsis atlantica, 916 nucleotides long. RefSeq lists its product as uncharacterized. NCBI's taxonomy places the organism in Eukaryota, Fungi, Ascomycota, Sordariomycetes, Hypocreales, Bionectriaceae. The record is from RefSeq and is a predicted model, not a curated record. The transcript is spliced from 2 exons. The coding region runs from base 71 to 742 and encodes 223 amino acids.
CUUCAAUACAAAUACUGCCGCAAGCCGGCGUUCUUGUUCCAAGUAGUCACAGCCUAAUGCUCAUUAUGUAAUGACUUUUUGGAAUCUUCCGUUUGAUAUCUUACUCAGAAUCGUUGAACAUCUGCCCCUCGUCGAUAGCUUGGAUAGCUUGAGAAAUAAAGUUUUCGAAAGCUCGGUAGACACGAAACGUGCCAUUGAAAGGGUGCAAGGCAACGCGUGGAACCAGAUAUUUAAGAAAGGCAGUACAUGGGCUACAGAUGUACGAGAAAAGGGAUUCGAGCUCGUGUUGGUUGGCCCAUUCUACCCGUCUCCUAAUGGCACAUUCGAUCGCAAGGCGACCUGGGCUUUAUUGCCGGUUGGAGGAGGAGACAAGCUUGUUCAGGGUUUAGACCCACAGAAACUUCUAUCUUCAUUAACCGGAAAAGUAUCUUUAUCGACUCUUGACAUGGAGUGUCAAGACUUUACGUUGAACCUCAGCGGCAUCCUAGAGACGGGGACUCUCAUUUUUAUAGAUUGUAAAGAGCUGAAGACGAACAGAAAUCUGUACUUAUUGCGUUAUGAGAGUCGGCAGGCAAUGGAAUCGCACAAACCAGAAGUUUGUGGUAGCGGAUUCUCCGUCGACGUAGACAAAACCGAGCUGGUAUUUUUCCCCUUGCCUGGUCAAAUGAAGCUUUCGAGACAGGUACGAGGAGCUCCAAUGGCGUCAGAAGAACUCUCUAUAAAGCAUGAGUGGCUGCCUUAAAGAAAGAUACAAGCCACGUAUAUGGCGCAGAGCUUUUAUCAAUAGCUCUUGUAGACCGACCAAGGAAAUUACUUCCAAGAAGAUUUCAGAAAUCAUAGAGGUUGUUAAGUCGCUCUAUUAGGGCGAACAACUACAUGUAGCCGAAAGGAUUGUAGGGGCAAAAACGUGUUGGGC